Molecule: messenger RNA, 1281 nt
Organism: Zingiber officinale
Lineage: Eukaryota; Viridiplantae; Streptophyta; Magnoliopsida; Zingiberales; Zingiberaceae
Exons: 8
Coding region: 1-1281 (426 amino acids)
Molecular function (GO): protein dimerization activity
Source: RefSeq, a predicted model, not a curated record
AUGAGAGGAGGCUUCAGCCUCCCCCACCUGGACGCCGCCCAUGGCGCUUGCUGUCAGUGCCCGUGUAGCUGUGUAGGCGCGGUGCCGUGGUGCGUCGUGCACCGGUGCGGUGGUCAGGCAGUGGCGUGGUGCCGCUGCGGGCGGUGCCCCGGUGCGUUUGUGUGGUGCGUCGUGCAGGUGCAGGAUAUGGAGAGAUUUUUUAAACGAACUCGUAGUUCCAGCUCUGGCUCUUCUAAUGAGCCGAAUGCUAUUGAACAAGUGGAAAAUCAAUCCCAUGUAGAAUUAAAUUUGGAUGAUAUUGUUAGUGAUCCGGGAUUACAAAAAUCAAUUGAAGAAUUUGAUAUUGCUAUUCAAGAUCAAGCUCGAAGAGAGUAUGUGCUCCGAGGGCCUUGUCAACCAAAUGGUCAUGUGUAUCCGAAAAUAACUUUUGAAAAUGUAGAUAAUGCCUUUAUAAAAGAUGGAUACAACAAUUGGAAAAGAGCAUUAGAAAUAUUCAAUCGUCAUAUGGGGACUGUGAAUAGCUGUCACAAUGAAGCUAGAAUACAAUUUGAGGCUUUUCAAGAUCAAAGGCAUAGUGUGGGGAAUAUUUUACGAGUACAUAGUCGCGAUAUGGAAAUUGAUUAUCACACUCGUUUAACUGUAAUGUUGGAUGUGACACGAUUUUUAUUGAAGCAAGGGUUACCUUUUCUAGGACACGAUGAGUCAACUAGUUCUUCAAAUAGAGAGAUCACACUUGCUAUAAUCAAUGAUAUUGGAGAUAAAUUCUUUUCUUUGAUGGUUGAUGAGGCUCGGGACAGUUCAGUGAAGGAACAUAUGAGAGUUGUUUUGAGAUUGAGAGGCCAAGGAUAUGAUGGAGCUUCAAAUAUGCGUGACGAGUUUAAUGGAUUGAAAUCCCUGGUACUACAAGAAAAUCCAUUUGCAAUGUAUGUUCAUUGUUUCUCUCAUCGGCUCCAAUUAGUUCUUGUUGCUGUUGCCCAUGACAAUUUCACUAAAUUGGUUGAGACUGAAAACCAUUUGGUAUUCCCAUUAGUUUAUCAUAUGAUAGAGUUGGCAUUACUUUUACCAGUUGCAACUGCUUCGGUUAAACGAGUUUUUUCUGCAAUGAAGACUGUGAAGACUGAUUUACGCAAUAGAAUGGAAGAUCAAUGGAUGAAUGAUAGUCUAGUUUCUCGUAGAAUCCAAUUAUCUCCUUCUGUACUGACUCAUCGGCCGUCGCAGACUUCUGUGCCAACCCGGAAGAAAGAAAUAUUUGCUAUUAAAGUGUUCUUUGUUCAUCGUUGA